Mitosporidium daphniae is the source of this 1512-nucleotide messenger RNA. Its product is annotated as gluconate transporter inducer Gti1. NCBI's taxonomy places the organism in Eukaryota, Fungi, Microsporidia. The record is from RefSeq and is a predicted model, not a curated record. The transcript has a single exon. Bases 1 to 1512 code for a protein of 503 amino acids.
AUGGAAAAUCCUCAAAUUCAGGUUCGAUCUGAAAUUUUGGACACCAAAUUCAAAUCUUCAUUUUUCUCGGCAUCAUCGCCAGUUGUCAUAACCCUAACAUCCAAUUCGAAUGGCUCCGAAUCAAUUGGUGGUGAAAACACGCUUGACAUUAUGAAAUAUUCUGAAAAUAGAACUUCACACGCGGAGCAAUUCCAGGGGAAUUUCACUUGCAAUUCAAAUCCACAAAGCCAGCUUUUAAGUGAAAUGAUUUUGCCGACUUGCUCUUCCUCUACUCAAGCAUCUAAUGAUGCGCCAAAAUCCUUAUUUAUUAUCAGGGAGGACGGCCUUAUUAAGAAGACACUCUCGAUGACCAUUGAUGGCCAGCUUCAUCAUUUAGUCUGUUAUUACUCAAAGUCUGACUUUUUCCUUGGGAAGGAAUCGAAAGGUCUUCCUUCUAUACCGCCUUCUGACCAAAUAGUUGAAAAUGAUAUUUCCGAAAGGACAUUCUCAUUAUCUAGGUUUGGUCAAGCGUCGUUUCCUCAGAUAUUGCCAAAGACUUCGAUUUGUAACAAGAAAGAUACACACCUUAAAAGAAAAAGACGCCACUCUUCAAAUUCAAUUCCCUCGGAUUACUCUUCCGUUGGAACAAGAAAAAUCUUGCCCUCCACUGCCGUAGAAAAUCUUUCUGGCACUUCAAGAAUGGCUGGUAUUAGGGCAAAUAGCCAUUCAGGCAUCUUUCCCAAUGCAUUCUACACAUUUCCACAGCCAUCAGCCAAGAGUAACAUGUCUUCUCAAAACCUCAAUGGAUUUUUAGCUACUCUUCCGAUGCCAAUGACCAGGGGAUAUUAUUUUCCGAACUUUCCUACCAACAACGAACAAGAAAAUAGUGCACACUUUUUCCCAAUCACCACCGAUCCCAUCAGUAAUGCAUUUUCAGGUCCGAAUGCUUCAAUUCCUCUUUCCUCUAAUGGGUCAAUAAGUGAGUUUGCAAAUCCUUCUAUCGAACAGUGUCCCUUCCCUUUAAAUAUGUCCCAUAUUCCAUUUGGAGACGGUUAUCCUCAGUUUGUUCCGCCGUGGAACCAUGAUUUUUAUAUUCCUCCUUUUGUCUCAACACCGUUCACCCCGCCUACGGAUUGUAGAUUUGUCGGAUCCUCCCCGACAUCUGUGUCUUCAUCGUGCAACAGCUUUUCAAGCUCGAGUGUGAUGAAUCCUAUGGUGGAUGUGAGUUUUUCCGAGCAAGCUUGUUCGCAAAGAAUAUCAUGCGAGGAAAGUUCAUCAAACGAGCUAAGUAGCUCAUACGGCUAUGAUAACUAUUUCCCAUCAGAGGAUAUCUUGAAUUCGAAAUUUCCAUCCGAAGAUAUUCUUAACUCCAAAUUCGAGUCAGAAGACCUCUUAAAUUCAAAGCUAUUGCAGUCAGAGUCGAUUUUUACUGACGAACUUUCGACAAAUCCGUUUCUUGAUUCGAAUUUUGAUACUGAGCAUGUUAUCCCCAAGCUUUCGGCCGAUAAUCCAAAUGCUAUCCCCAAUUCGUGA